AUGCAUUUCUCGCCACUGAAUGAAACAGCGCAGCGAUUGUUUGCCACUGGCGACUCGGCGAAAAAUUCUUUUGGCGACUUUUCAGCGGACAACACAAACAUCAAUCAUUUCAACUUUUCAAACACUGCUGAUAAUUUACAAGACUGCUCCUUUGGAAGGUGUGAUGAAGCAGCGAAAGAUCUAUCUUCGAGUUUCACCAGAAAGAAUUUCGUCGAAUCUGCUUACUGUUCGUCGGAAAGCGACCAUCGCGAAAGUCACAUUCUAUCAAGUUUGCAUAAUUUGACGAAUAAUUUUGAAGAGAACUGCCCUGGCUCAAACUCCUUCAUGUUACUCAAUUCGAAAACUGAUGUACAAGAAAAUUCGUCACUGACCGACAACAUUCUGAUGCAUGCAAACGAACUUGCAAGUGAGCAAUCACAUAUAACAGUCCUCAAAAACAACUCUAUUUUUGACAAUUUGAAAAAUAAAAAUUCGACCUUCGACAAUGAAUGCUUCGAAUCAAUAAUGUCAAGCAACACGGAGAUUAACUUCCAAACAAACUCAUUUGAGCCCUGGCGAUCUCUAGACUUACCUCACGAUUCAACCAGUCAACUUAACUUCCACACUGAUCAAAUCGACUGCAGCUUUUCUUCAACCUCUUUGAAAAACCAGCCUCUCCCUAAAGACCUCGGUGAUAUUAGCUGCAUUGAUUUCAAAGAAAUCAACAUGGACUUAGAUCAUCAUAAUUCCAAACCCAAUCAUGACCUAACUGAUUUUAAUUCACAAACAAGUCAAGUAAGUUUAUUCGAAGUUUCUAAAUUGCUGCAAAAUAAUACUGAUUUAAAUAUACCGGAAGAUUUUUCCAAAUUUCCAAAUAAUUUCUUUGAUUCAUCGUGGCUACAAUCGAGCAACUACACAAAUUCGUACAACAAUUCGAACAACAUGUGCAACUACAUCCAAGGUCUCUACAUGGACUCUGACAAUGCAUUUAUGUCCUCUGAACUGAAUGGAGCUGAUUUUACAGGAGUGGCAAAUAAUAAUAAUAAUAAUAAUCAGCAGCAGCAGCAACAACAAACGCAGCCACAUCAACAGCCUCAGUUAAUGACACCGAAUUAUUCAAGCGUUGAUAAUUUACAAAUGAGUCAGGUUAAUUUCAACAACGAGAAUCUCGACAAGCAAAACAACUCCUUAAUGAUGAGUGAAAAUGAUUCAAACCUAAAAGUUCAAAAAUUGAAAUCCCUCGAAGACAGCAGCACUUACGUAAAUUCAGAAUACCAGCAAGAAACGUAUCAAGCAACAUCAUUCCUUUCUUCUAUAUGUUACAAAGACGACAGACAAGAGGAUGGUGAGCUCGAUGAAUCUAAAACAUUUCACUCGCUAGAAACAUCGAGACAAGCAAACAUGAGCGCACAAGCCACACUCAUGGCAUCGUACCACAAUAAUAUGAACUCAUACGACUUCAGUGAUUCAGUCAAAAAACCUUGCGAUAUUUCCGACGAUGAAAAUUCUCAAUUCAUGCCCGACGAUUAUUCAGAUAGCGGAAAAUUUGGUACUAGUUUUAAUUAUGGACAAGAAUAUUACUUCAAAAAUUACAUGAACGGAGAUGAAAAUUUUUUAAAAUCAAAAGGCAGAGGGAAAUGUAUUAAAAAAGUAAAACAUAGAGCUGGCAGACCACCUGGGCGAUCAUAUUCAAGAUCAGAUCAGUUUUCAUACGCCGAAUACCAGAUGCCAAAUCCUCUGGAACAUCAGACUCACCUCCAAGUUCAUCAUCAACAAGAACAACCUCUACAGUCAGUGCAAACGGUUCAGCCAGUGCAAAAGCCACUCCAGCAGUUUCAUCAUCAAUCUUUUUCUCUUCAACAGCAGUUCAAUCAAAAACAAUUCAACUCCCAACAUCAGCAGCAACAACAACAAAAGCAACAACACCAACAAUCCUUUCCAUCUUAUAUUGAAACCAUUAAACUAAAUGCGCCCGUAAGUAACAUAGAAAAACAUGGAAAUAUAUGGAACGACAAAAAAAAUUUAAGCUUUAUCAACAAAAUUUCUUUAAACGAACGAGUAGGUAAAUUUUUUCCAAAAAUUUCGGCGUCCAGCAACAAGCAUCGUACGCAGUUCAUUUUCGACACAUCUAAGCGUCCAUCAAGCGUCAACGAAGCAAUUUGCAAGUACAUGGACUAUCUGAUAUUGGAGAACGAAUGUAAAACAUGCAUCAGUUCUUGUUCAACUGGAGUUCAACUGCCAUACGUUGGGUUCGAGAAAGAGAGGUACUUUCACGAAGUUAUGUGUCAGCCCAUAUCGUUUCCUACUGCCAAGUUCAGAGAAUGGUUGAAGUUGUUCGACAUGGACAUUGAGAUUACAGAUAUUGAUGGUUUGACGGCUUCGCAGACAACUUUUCUGCCACCCAUGUCACAGAAUAAUUAUUUGAUGCCGGCUAAUAACGUUGAUUUGAGUAACACAAGCCUUAACAGCCUGACAAACAAAUUCAAAGAUGAGCUAUCGCAAUCUCCACCUAGUUCAGACAUGGCUAUAAGAUCUCGUGGCAGACCGAGAAAGUCCUGGUCCGGCUUCUCCAGAUAUUCCGAUCGCGACAAAAAUAAUUCUUGCUCCGUAUCCCCGCAUCUCAGUUUUCAGAAUAAUUCCUUCAUGUCCAGUAACUGCUGGUCAGUUAACGACGAUCCGUAUGGCGUGAACUCCAGCCUGCUAAAUAGUAACGGUUCGAAUGGAUAUUUACAUGGUGUUCACGGUAAUUUAUCAAUAUUAGACAACAAUUCAAUGAUUAAUCCAAAUAUUUUCCAUACAAGUCUGAUGAAGAAUCAAUCUAACGGUUCCUCUCUUAUAAAUAAUUUUAGGAUGACGUCUAACAACGGACUGGACCAAAAAAUUUUCUGGCCGCCCGGGCAAGCACACAACAGCUCCAUCCAAGUCGUUAAGAAAGAUGUUAACAAGAAUGUCAUUAUAAAAGUAAUCACUCCGCCGAAACUUCAAUACAAGUUGAAUUUUGAAAAACUGAACAGCGUUAAAAUUGAAAAAAAUUCUGGAACCAGCAAUCUUAGUAAAGUGAAGUUCACUGAAAUUGGGCCGACUCAGAAAGAAUUGCACUGCGAGAAAGUUGAUGAAAACUCCAGUGCAGAUGUGUUAGCAGCUGAUGUACAUUGCUCGAGUAAAGAAGAGGAAAAUUUAAAAAAGAAUUGUUCUGAUCAGUUUCAACAAUCAGCCAACGAUACUAAAGAAGCAAAAUUUGAAACAACUUGUCGAUCCAAGCAAUCGAACGGCGAAGUGACGAUUGUAUCGAAUUCAACCUCGUCUGAUAAUUUAUCGCUGGAAUGCGACACAAUCAUUGAGCCGAAUUCAAUAAACGAGCAUUCUAUGAGCAGAAAUAAAAUGCUCAAAGGAACGAACUCUCACAGAAGGAUGAAACACGUUGCGAAAAUUUUCACGCCAAACCUACGCGACGAAUCGCUGACAGAGGUGAAAACUGAAGAUGAUUUUGAACUUUCGCCUCAGCCACCGACGUUGAAGAGAAAAAGUAGCAAGUUGAAGGAAGUUCACAUCACUUCGUCGCUCUUUAGCUUGGAGGACGGCGGAACGGUACUUAAAAAAGUUAAACCGUUCAAAUGA
Messenger RNA from Helobdella robusta, 3597 nucleotides. RefSeq lists its product as hypothetical. Gene Ontology annotation, cellular component: aryl hydrocarbon receptor complex; nucleus. Lineage: Eukaryota; Metazoa; Annelida; Clitellata; Rhynchobdellida; Glossiphoniidae. The record is from RefSeq and is a predicted model, not a curated record. The coding region runs from base 1 to 3597 and encodes 1198 amino acids. Gene Ontology annotation, biological process: regulation of transcription by RNA polymerase II. Gene Ontology annotation, molecular function: nuclear receptor activity; transcription cis-regulatory region binding. The transcript has a single exon.